AUGGAAUCAGAAAGUAAGUGUGAAUAAUGUAACGAAUUAUUUAAUUCCAUCGAUAAACAGUAAAUUAUCCUUCCAUGCGGUGAUUCGAUUUGCCUCUCAUGCUUUGGGAAAGCUUUAGAGCCUGAGGAGAGCAAACUUAUUUGCCCUAUUGACAAAGAAGCAUUGAUUAUCACCAAAAAGUUUAGAGAAAAGAUUCAAAAGAUGACUUAACAGAAAAAUAAAUUGCUUUGGAUUUUAUGCCAGAAUCAUUUAGAUUUGAUUGCUGAAUACUAUUGUAAUACUCAUAGAGAAAUGGUAUGUCAUUUGUGUGCUCAUAAAGGUCAUGCAAAUCAUGCAAAAAAGCUUGAUCUCAUUGUUGAUAAGGAUAUUCAGGGAUUCUGUGAGAGAGCAUUGGAAAGGCUGAAUGAAAGGAGGAGCAAGAUUAAUGAUUUAAUUGAUGAAAUUGAAAUUUUCAAGCAGAAAGAGAGAAGCUACCCUUCUGAAGUAUUUAUUAAGAUUCUAAGAGAGGUUCAAGAUUCUUUAAUACCUCAUUUGGAUAAGAAAGGAGGAAAAGAACUGGAGUUGAAGAACAAUGGAAAAAGAUGUUCAGCAGAUGAUUUCAGCGAAGAAACGUUAUCCGUAUUUAAUAUAACUGAUGACCAUGAAGAACUCUUAAAAGUAUGGAUUCAUGGGGAGGAUGAAAUGGGAAGUUCAAAAUUUGAACUAUUAUAUAAAGCAACUAGAGAUACAUUUAGCAGUGCCAAGAUGCAUGAAAUGAUUAAUAACAAAGGACCUAUUGUAGGCAUAAUAAAAUCUCAACAUGACUAGGUGUUUGGAGGAUACUCCUCAGUAGGAUGGAAAGCAGAUGGUGCCUGGACUUUAGAUGGUAAAGCCUUUAUUUUCAGCCUUACUAAAAAGACUAAACAUGAGCAAUAUCAAAAUAAGGACUAGGCUCUGUAUUAUGCGAAUUCGUUUAUGCUAUGGUUCGGCUAUGACAUACUCUUAUACACUGAUUGUAAUAACAAUGCCAGCAGCUAUUCUAACUUUGGAACUACAUACAAGCCACCUGAUGGAAUAGUACAAGGAUAAGAUUCUGCUAAUACUUAUCUUGCAGGCUCACAUUAUUUCAGUGUAAAAGAGAUUGAAGUAUACAAAGUUUCUAAAGAGGAGUGA
Molecule: messenger RNA, 1152 nt
Organism: Stylonychia lemnae
Lineage: Eukaryota; Ciliophora; Spirotrichea; Sporadotrichida; Oxytrichidae
Source: the annotation of a GenBank genome assembly